Molecule: messenger RNA, 408 nt
Organism: Australozyma saopauloensis
Lineage: Eukaryota; Fungi; Ascomycota; Pichiomycetes; Serinales; Metschnikowiaceae
Exons: 1
Coding region: 1-408 (135 amino acids)
Biological process (GO): mitochondrial proton-transporting ATP synthase complex assembly
Cellular component (GO): mitochondrial matrix
Source: RefSeq, a predicted model, not a curated record
AUGAGCACUAAGAAGUUGAUGCUGGAGCUCUUGUCUGAGAUCCAAAUUGCCAAAAAGAAGGCUUUUGAGGUCAGAUGGAAGAAUGAUUUGAAGGAGACCAGAGCCCGUUUGGCCUACGAGAAAAUCCACCGCAUUAAGUCCAAGCAGCCCUAUCAAGAUGUCGAGCUCAAACUCAAGAAAAUCGACUCUGGAGAGAUCGAUUAUCCCGAAUUUCCUUCUGGAGCGCUCGCGCAAAUGCUUGAAAAGGAGUCAGACGUACGGAACUUGAAGAACGUAGUGACAUUUCUUCAGAACCAGAGAACUUACAAUGAGCUACUAGAGAGAUACAAUCCUGGCUUGACUAUGAGUCAGGAGGACAAUGUGCGUAAGACCGCCAACAUGGUGGGAUUGGCUGUUCCUGAGAAUUAG